Benincasa hispida (wax gourd) is the source of this 1875-nucleotide messenger RNA. RefSeq names its product DNAse I-like superfamily protein (gene BST1). Gene Ontology annotation, molecular function: inositol-polyphosphate 5-phosphatase activity; phosphatidylinositol-3,4,5-trisphosphate 5-phosphatase activity; phosphatidylinositol-4,5-bisphosphate 5-phosphatase activity. The record is from RefSeq and is a predicted model, not a curated record. Lineage: Eukaryota; Viridiplantae; Streptophyta; Magnoliopsida; Cucurbitales; Cucurbitaceae. Gene Ontology annotation, biological process: phosphatidylinositol dephosphorylation.
AUGUCGAACUAUGCCACUUCUUCCAAGAAGGUCGAUAUGGCAAAGCCCAAUAACGCCGAUAUCCUUUCUCCGGCCGCCUCCCCGGACAACUCCGUCAAGAACGAGAAGAAAAAACGGUCUAUUAUUCCAAAGAUCUUCAGUUCAAAGAAAAGCGAAAGGGUAAAUUCAGAGGAAGAAAUGUUUAAGUUAGAUUAUGGGGAUGGCGCCAUUGAUAUUGGAAAAGGAAUUGCUUCAAGAAGAAAAGCUUUUAUGGAGUCAACCCCCAUAAUAAAAAAAAGCUUCUCAGAAAGACAGACAAGUUCAGAUAUCCAAAGCUUAAACCUCUCCAACUUUGAACCAUCCAUGACUCUACCAAAUGAGACCAAGAAUUUCCGGAUUUUCGUAGCGACAUGGAAUGUGGGAGGGAAAACUCCCAACAAUGGCAUCAACCUUGAAGAUUUCUUGCUAGUGGAAGACUCAGCAGACAUUUAUGUAAUUGGGUUUCAAGAAAUUGUGCCACUAAAUGCUGGGAAUGUGCUUGUUAUAGAAGACAACGAACCUGCAGCAAAGUGGCUAGCAUUGAUAAACCAAGCUAUAAACAGAACAUUUAAGAACAAUCACGACUCCAUUUUUGGCGGUGGUUCUGAUCAUGGGUCAACAAAAGGAUCAUCAAAGGAUUCAAAGACUCUUCCUUUUUUUCAAAAGCCCUCUCUAAAAGUACUCAGCAGAAACCUGAGGCCGCUUGAUUGCAGUCUACUGAAGGCGUGUAAUUGCCCAAUUGAAUUGGGAUCGAGAGAGAGAAGGCUAAGGAAGCUAAAUGAAGGGGCAACAUCAGAUUUAGAGAGUAUGAUCAUCUCACCAAAUGAGCAAUAUGGGAGGUUGAUGAUGGAGGAAUUCGUUUCAAUUUCAGAGCUUGCUUCUUCAAAAGCAGGGGAUGGGGAUAUGAUGAAAUACAAGCUUAUUUCAAGUAAACAAAUGGUGGGUUUGUUUCUUUCGGUUUGGGCUAGACAGGAAUUGGUUCCUCAUAUUGGUCAUCUUAGAGUUUCCACGGUUGGAAGAGGAAUAAUGGGUCGACUCGGAAACAAGGGAUGCAUAUCAAUUAGCAUGUCAGUGCAUGAGACAAGCUUUUGCUUCGUUUGCAGUCAUUUGGCAUCUGGUGAGAAGGAAGGGGAUGAAAUCAGAAGAAAUGCCGAUGCUGCUGAGAUUCUCAAAAGCACACAGUUUACCAAGAUUUGCAAGAAGCCUAAUAAAAGAGCCCCUGAGAGAAUUAUGGAUCAUGACCGGAUAAUAUGGCUGGGAGACUUGAAUUACAGGGUGUCAAUGAGCUAUGAAGAUACCAGGAUGUUACUAGAGGAUAAUGAUUGGGAUAAAUUGCUAGAGAAGGAUCAGUUGAAUGUAGAGAGAGAAGCAGGAAGAGUAUUCAGUGGGUUCAGUGAAGGGCGGAUUCAAUUUGCACCGACUUACAAGUACACUCAGAACUCGGAUUCAUACGCGGGAGAGACGGUAAAAUCGAAGAAGAAACGACGAACACCGGCAUGGUGUGAUAGAAUACUGUGGCGGGGGAAUGGGAUAGAGCAGCUGUGUUACAUACGAAGGGAAUCUCGGCUUUCGGAUCAUAGGCCAGUUUGUGGAGAGUUUAGGGUGGCGGUUGAGUUGAGAAACAGAAACAGUAAGUUCAGAAAAGGCUACUCAUGUGCGGCUCCAAGGGGACACUUUGAGGACUGUGUAAUACCCAAAAGGCAUAGUUUCUACGACUUCUAAAUCUAUAUCUUAUAGCUUUUGUAUAUUUCUUUUUGUUUUUUUAGAUGAAAGGCUAAAGCUUAUUGAUCAUAUAUAACUACCUCCUCCUGAAAUCCUAACCUCUCCAACUUCAAGCCAAAUAAAAUACUACUUUUA